Molecule: messenger RNA, 2229 nt
Organism: Pelobates fuscus (common spadefoot toad)
Lineage: Eukaryota; Metazoa; Chordata; Amphibia; Anura; Pelobatidae
Product: gap junction alpha-4 protein-like
Exons: 2
Coding region: 183-1241 (352 amino acids)
Biological process (GO): cell-cell signaling
Cellular component (GO): connexin complex
Molecular function (GO): gap junction channel activity
Source: RefSeq, a predicted model, not a curated record
AAAAGGGAUAGGGCAUCAACUUGUCAAGCAGCUUUUAGUAUUGUUUAAUUCAUAUAUGGCUCUGACUGCGGAGGCUGGCACCACUGUUCACCCAUUCAACCUUUCCUGGCAAACAAAGGCAGUUGGGGGACUUGCAGGUAGACAAUCCUCCAUAAAUAUCACAGGAAGAAGAUCUGAUUAUCAUGGGAGAUUGGGAGUUUCUCGAAAAGUUGCUAGACCAAGUGCAAGAGCAUUCUACAGCUAUUGGCAAGAUAUGGCUCAUGGUACUUUUCAUCUUCAGAAUUUUAAUUUUAGGUCUAGCAGGAGAGUCAGUAUGGGGAGAUGAACAAUCAGAUUUUACCUGUAAUACAGAACAGCCUGGAUGUACAAAUGUUUGUUAUGACAAGGCCUUCCCCAUCUCCCAUGUCCGCUAUUGGGUUCUCCAGUUUCUGUUUGUAAGCACCCCUACCCUGUUCUACCUGGGACAUGUGAUCUACCUAUCUAGAAAAGAGGAGAAACUAAAGCAAAAGGAGAGUGAGUUGAGGGCUCUUGAUGAGAAGGAUCAAUGUGUCGAUGAUGCCAUUGCUGUUAUAGAGAAAAAACGUCUAAAAAUCUGCAUUCAAGAAGAUGGAAGAAUAAAGAUCAGAGGAGCCCUCAUGGGUACCUACACAGUGAGUGUCAUUAUGAAAAGUGUAUUUGAAGCUGGUUUUCUUUUAGGUCAAUGGUAUCUCUAUGGCUUUGUGAUGCCUCCACUCUACGUGUGUGAGAGGGUUCCAUGUCCUCACAAGGUGGACUGCUUUGUAUCUCGACCGAUGGAGAAGACUAUCUUCAUUAUUUUCAUGCUGGUUGUGUCACUCAUCUCUCUCUUACUUAAUGUGCUGGAGCUCAUUCAUCUAGUUUGCAAGAGCAUGUUGCAUACCAUGAAGAAGUAUUCUCCCUAUAUCUCCAGCAAUAAGUAUCCCAAAGAUGAUAUGUACCCAGGAAAAUCCCCUGAAAAUUCUGCAAUGCCUUUCCAAGAGAAAUCUUAUCUCUACCUCCCAUCCACUGACAAUAUUUCAUAUCCACCAUACAAGAUGCCAACUGAACAGAACUGGGUAAAUUUUAAAACAGAGAAUCAGUUGGCCAUGAGUGGUGGAAACCAGUCGCAAAUGGGUCAUUACAACCAUAGUGCCUUUACCCCCAUCUCUCCUGAGCCCCAGACAGCAGCUCAGAAGCAUCCUAGCAGAGCGAGUAGCUCUGCAUCAAAAAAACAAUACGUUUAAUAAAGCAACUUAUAACAUCACUUCAACCUGGGACUGUAAUGCCAAGCUGGCAAGCACGCAGACAGACUUGACAGUUGACAGCUCCAAGUUACGAGAAAACGUUGGUGGCUUAAACUGCAAAACAGAGAUAAGCUUGCUGCUUCCUGUGAUUUUCAACAAAGGGCUGUGGAAGCCUUGAGGACUGUAGACUUUAAAAGUACAGAAAAACACAGUAAAUAACAAAGCUGGGUUAUCAGGAAAUUUCUUUAAAAAAAAAAAAAAGGAAUUACAAAGCUUGAAAUGGAAGACUAGUGCCACGGGCAUUGUGCUAGCUGCGUGCAUUUAUGUCUACACGUCUCCUGUGACCAUUGCUAAAUUUGUUUUUGGUUGAAACUUGUUUUGUUGCACUUAGUUAAGAGAGCUUAACUGUGAACUUCAAAUUAUUUAUGUUUUGACUAUUUACAACUGUCCUUAUCCCAGCAUACACUUGUAUCUGGAGCACUUUUAAAGUGGAGAGCCAUAAAAAAAACUUUGUAAUAGUUUGCAAACAUCUUCAGGUUAAAAUAGUGGAAUGUUUGUAGUGAUCAAAUAAAGGUGUGCAACUGCUGAUCAAUUGUUACAUUAUGAAGAACUACAUGGUGAAAUGAGAAGUAUAUUGCCAGUCCUAGUAUUGACCCACAUUGUGAUGAUCAACAAGAACUGGUCCAAGAAGAUGACGUCGAUAGUUGCAACAUUUUCAGCUCCAUGACCGCACAAGUUUCUUCAAACCAAUCUGCUGAAUAUGUAAAAACAUAAUGACUGAAUGAACAUUGUGACUUUUAUAAAAAGUGACUGCACUAUUUCUUCACAUAAGUGAAAUACUUAUUCAGUCAGCACUAUGUAGAUAAUUGUGACUUGACCUUUGUGUUUAUUUACUUUCUAUAAUGAAAUUGUUCAGUUUUUUUCUUGAUGGAAAUCAGUUUUAUUUGACAUCAACAUCUCAUUUUAAAUAAAUGUGCAAUGCAAACAA